Puntigrus tetrazona (Sumatra barb) is the source of this 4071-nucleotide messenger RNA. RefSeq names its product mucin-22-like. The transcript is spliced from 5 exons. Bases 1 to 4071 code for a protein of 1356 amino acids. Lineage: Eukaryota; Metazoa; Chordata; Actinopteri; Cypriniformes; Cyprinidae. The record is from RefSeq and is a predicted model, not a curated record.
AUGUCCUGUGUUCAACAGACAUUUAAAAAGGAUGUCAGAAAACGAAGACAAGGCCCAUUUGAUUCUAUUUGGGAAUAUGAUUUGAUACCAACAGUUCCAUUUAAACCAGAGGGGGCAACAAUUUCUGCCCCCAUACAAAUUUCCAUCCACCCUCAAAUCUCUGCUUCAGAGUUUGUUGUGCCUAGUAUUGUCACUACUACACCAUUUGAUAGUCCACAUAAUCCAAGAUUAGAUGAUGGUCUACAUAUUGAUUUUGGUUAUUUUGAAGACAACGUCAACCCCACUGUUUCCAUCAAGCCACUUAAGCUAACUCUUGGUGCAGUUCAGACAGUGGAAAUGCAACCAAACUCAGGCAGACAGUCAAGCAAAACUGAUGAAUCUAUCACUGCUACUGUUGGGUCAGAUUUUGGUCCUUUGGACUUUGAUGGCAUAUCCACUGCUCCUUGUGGUGAAUUUGAAAAAACAUCUAAAACAACCCAAAGGAUUCUUGCAUCCAGCACAUCUACAUUUCCAGACCCCACUACAUGGACAAACACACAUCCCUUCAGGCCACCUGAGAUGCCUCUUGGUACAAUCCAGAAAGCAGAAACUUUUAGUACUGCUACUCAAUCAAGUGGAAUCACCAAAAUGGUCACUUCUGUUGUUGAUGCAGAGUUUGGGACAGAUUUUGGUCUUUCAGAGCUUUUUGAUGUUAAACCCACUGUUCCUUGUGGAGAAACUGAAGAAACCCCGAAGCAUAGCCAAACCAAACUUCCAUCCAGCACACCACUAUACCCACACUCCACUUCAUGGACAAACGCUAAUCCCUUCAUACAACAAGAUGUAACUCCUGGUACAACUGAAAAAAGGGAAUCUUUGAGUGGUGUCGCACAGCCAGGGGGAAUUACCAAAAUUGCCACUCCUGCUGUUGAUGUAGAAUUUGGGACAGAUUUUGGUCUUUCAGAGCUUUUUGAUGUUAAACCCACUAUUCCUUGUGGAGAAACUGAAGAAACCCCGAAAGAACAUAGUCAAACCAAACUUCCAUACAGCACACCACUAUACCCACACCCCACUUCAAGAACAAACAUGGAUCACUUCAGGCCGCUCGAUGUAACUUUUGGUACAACCAAAGGGGAAUACACAAGUGCAUCUACGCCAGACGGGAUAACAAAAAUGACUCCUGUUGUUGAUGCUAAUGUAGAGUUUUAUACAGAUUUUGGUCUUUCUGAUUUUGAUGUCAAACCCACUAUUCCUUAUGAAGAACCCCUGAAAACUACCCAACGUACACUUACAUCCAGCACACCUAUACAUCUACACCCCACUUCGUGGACAAACACUGAUGCUUUCGUGCCGCUAGAUAUGAUUCUUGGUACAACGAAAAUUGGACAAUCUUCAAGUGCAGCUACCCAACCACAGGGAAUCAUAAAAACUGCAUCUCCUGCUUUUGCAGAUGUAGAGAUUGGGAAAGAUUUUGAUCUUUCAGGUUUUAAUGUCAAACCCACUGUUCCAUGUGGUGAAUCUGAAGAAACUUUAACUACCCAAAGGGCAAUUCCAUCUAGUACACCUAUAUAUCUACACCCCACUUCACGGACAAACAUCUUCAGUCCACCAGAUACAAGUCUCGGUACAACAAAAGGGGAAUCAAGUGCAGCUACACAACCAGACAGGAUAACAAAAACUCCUGUUGUUGAUGCUGAUGUAGAGUUUUGGACACAUCUUGGUUUUUCUGAUUUUGAUGUGAAACCUACUAUUCCUUAUGGGGAAUUUGGAGAAACCUUGAAAACUGCCCAAAGUACACUCCCAUUUAUCACACCCAUAUAUCCACAACCCAAUUCAUGGACAAACACGCAUCUCUUCAGUCCACCAGAUAUAAAUCUUAGUACAACAAAAGGAGAAUUCUCAAGUGCAGCCACCCAACCACAGGGAUUCACCAAACCUACAUCUCCUACUCUUGCCGAUGUAGAGUUUGGGACAGAUUUUGACAUUUCAGACUUUGAUAUAAAACCUACUGUUCCAUGUGGAGAACUUGAGAAUAGUCCUAAAACUACCCUAAGAGCAAUUUCAAGUACUCCCACUCAAACAGCCCUCACUACAUUAAAAAGCACAAGACAUUCUGCAGAAACUGUUACCGCUGGCUUCAGUUCUGCAACAAGUACAUCAGUUGGAGCCACUUCUGUGGAAAGCACAACCCAGGGCACCCCAUCUGUGGAAAGCACAACCCAGGGCACCCCAUCUGUGGAAAGCACAACCCAGGGCACCCCAUCUGUGGAAAGCACAACCCAGGGCACCCCAUCUGUGGAAAGCACAACCCAGGGCACUACGUCUGUCAAAACGACUACCCUUGGCACCACUUAUAUAGCAAGCACGACCCAGGGCGUGACGCCUACUGAAACUACUAGCCUUGGCACCACUUCUGGGGAGAGUACAUCUCAGGGCGCCACUUCUGUGGAAAGCACAACUCUGGGCACAGGUUCUACUGAAACUACUAGCCUUGGCACUACUUCUGUGGAAAGCACAACCCAGGGCGCCACAUCUGUGGAAAGCACUACCCUGGGCACCACUCCAGUAGCCAGUACAACCCAGGGCGCCACUUCUGUGGAAAGCACAACCCAGGGUGCCACAUCUGUGGAAAGCACUACCCUGGGCACCAUUCCAGUAGCCAGUACAACCCAGGGCGCCACUUCUGUGGAAAGCACAACCCAGGGCACCACAUCUGUGGAAAGCACUACCCUGGGCACGGGUUCUACUGAAAGUACUAGCCUUGGCACUACUUCUGUGGAAAGCACAACCCAGGGUGCCACAUCUGUGGAAAGCACUACCCUGGGCACCACUCCAGUAGCCACUACCACCCAGGGCACCUCUACUGUGGAAAGUACAACCUUGGGCAUCACUUCAUCUGAAGCUACUACCCAGGGCAUCACUUCUUCCAAAGCUACUACCAUUGACACCUCUGUUGUGGAAACUGUUACCCUUGGCACCCCUACUGUGGAAAGUACAACCUUGGGCAUCACUUCUUCUAAAGCUACUACCAUUGGCACAUCUACUGUGGAAAGUACAACCCAGGGCAUCACUUCUUCUGAAGCUACAACCCAGGGCACCACUUCUUCUGAAGCUGCUACCAUUGGCACAUCUACUGUGGAAACUACAACCCUGGGAACCACGACCUCUGAAGCUACAACCCACGGCACCACGACCUCUGAAGCUACAACCCACGGCACCACGUCUUCCCAAGCUACAACCCUUGGCACCACGUCUUCCCAAGCUACAACCCUUGGCACCACGUCUUCCCAAGCUACAACCCUUGGCACCACGUCUUCCCAAGCUACAACCCUUGGCACCACGUCUUCCCAAGCUACAACCCUUGGCACCACGUCUUCCCAAGCUACAACCCUUGGCACCACUUCUUCCCAAGCUACAACCCUGGGCACCACUUCUUCCCAAGCUACAACCCUGGGCACCACUUCUUCCCAAGCUACAACCCUGGGCACCACUUCUUCCCAAGCUACAACCCUGGGCACCACUUCUUCCCAAGCUACAACCCUGGGCACCACUUCUUCCCAAGCUACAACCCUGGGCACCACUUCUUCCCAAGCUACAACCCUUGGCACCACUUCUUCCCAAGCUACAACCCUGGGCACCACUUCUUCCCAAGCUACUACCCAUGGCACCACUUUUUCCGAAGCUACAACCCUGGGCACCACUUUUUCCGAAGCUACAACCCCGGGCACCACUUUUUCCGAAGCUACAACCCCGGGCAUCACUUCUUCCGAAGCUACAACCUUGGGCAUCACUUCUUCUGAAGCUACAACCUUGGGCAUCACUUCUUCUGAAGCUACAACCUUGGGCAUCACUUCUUCUGAAGCUACAACCUUGGGCAUCACUUCUUCUGAAGCUACAACCUUGGGCAUCACUUCUUCUGAAGCUACUACCCAUGGCACCACUUUUUCCGAAGCUACAACCCUGGGCACCACUUUUUCCGAAGCUACAACCCUGGGCACCACUUUUUCCGAAGCUACAACCCUGGGCACCACUUCCCACUACCCAGGGAACCUCUACUGUGGAAAGUACAACUUUGGGCACUACUUCUUCUGA